Bufo gargarizans (Asiatic toad) is the source of this 3738-nucleotide messenger RNA. RefSeq names its product zinc finger protein 345-like. The transcript has 5 exons. Lineage: Eukaryota; Metazoa; Chordata; Amphibia; Anura; Bufonidae. Gene Ontology annotation, molecular function: DNA-binding transcription repressor activity, RNA polymerase II-specific. Gene Ontology annotation, biological process: negative regulation of transcription by RNA polymerase II. The coding region runs from base 18 to 2162 and encodes 714 amino acids. The record is from RefSeq and is a predicted model, not a curated record.
AUCUGUACAAGGACGUCAUGAUGGAGAAUCACCGGCCUCUCACAUCACCAGUUAAGGAAGAGAGAACAACAACCGAGAGAUGUCCCAGUCCUCUUCUUCCACAGAAUAAUUCAAAAGGACAUCACUAUGUCCCACAGGAGGAUCAAGUAGAUCGAUAUAACAUCAUGAUGGAGAAUCACCAACCCCUCACACCACCAGUUAAGGAAGAUAGAAGAACACCGGCGGGAUGUCCGUGUCCUCUUCUUCCACAGGAUGGUUCAGAAGAACAUCACAAUGUCCCACAGGAUGAUAAGCUUGUGAAUCCGGGUGAAGAUCGGAACAAUAUUAAUCCUACAGAGACCUAUGUGAGGGGUGAUGAGCAGAGUACAGAGGACAUUCCUGCAGAUAACCGCCCAGAGGACUGUACCAGGAACUUAGAGAAACAUCUGGUAUCUUCAGAUCUUGAAGUUGAUGAUCGUGGUAUCAUACAAGAUAUAUAUGAAGAGCAUGCCAAUAUCCAAGAUAUAUCUUCAUCCAAUCACGGCAGAAAUGUGUUAUUUGAUCCUUUUGAACAGGUCCAAUCUUCUGAUUCAUCACAGACUGUAACACAGAAUAAAAGUCACAGAAAAGGUGUUAAACAUCCAACAGCUCAUGUAAGAGAGAAGACUUUUUCAUGUUUAGAAUGUGGAAGAUUUUUUAGAUAUAAAUCAGAAUUAGUGAGACAUCAGAGAAAUCACACAGGGGAGAAGCCAUAUUCAUGUUCAGAAUGCGGUAAAUGUUUUAAGCUUAAAUCAGCUCUUGUUAUACAUGAGAGAAAUCACACCGGGGAGAAAGCAUUUUCAUGUUCAGAAUGUGGGAAAUGUUUUAAUUAUAAACAAGGUCUUGUUGUACAUCAGAGAAUUCACACAGGAGAGAAUCCAUAUCCAUGUUCAGAAUGCGGUAAAUGUUUUAAGCUUAAAUCAGCUCUUGUUAUACAUGAGAGAAAUCACACCGGGGAGAAAGCAUUUUCAUGUUCAGAAUGUGGGAAAUGUUUUAACAAUAAUUCACAUCUUGUUUUACAUCAAAGAACUCACACAGGUGAGAAGCCAUUUUCAUGCUCAGAAUGUAGUAAAUGUUUUAAGUGUAAACAAGCUCUUGUUGUACAUCAGAGAAUUCACACAGGAGAGAAUCCAUAUCCAUGUUCAGAAUGCGGUAAAUGUUUUAAGCAUAAAUCGGCUCUUGUUAUACAUGAGAGAAAUCACACCGGGGAGAAAGCAUUUUCAUGUUCAGAAUGUGGGAAAUGUUUUAGCAAUAAUUCACAUCUUGUUGUACAUCAGAGAAUUCACACAGAAGAGAAGCCAUUUUCAUGCUCAGAAUGUAGGAAAUGUUUUAAGUAUAAACAAGCUCUUGUUUUACAUCAAAGAACUCACACAGGUGAGAAGCCAUUUUCAUGCUCAGAAUGUAGGAAAUGUUUUAAGUAUAAACAAGCUCUUGUUGUACAUCAGAGAAUUCACACAGAAGAGAAGCCAUUUUCAUGCUCAGAAUGUAGGAAAUGUUUUAAGUAUAAACAAGCUCUUGUUUUACAUCAAAGAACUCACACAGGUGAGAAGCCAUUUUCAUGCUCAGAAUGUAGGAAAUGUUUUAAGUAUAAACAAGCUCUUGUUGUACAUCAGAGAAUUCACACAGGGGAGAAGCCAUAUCCAUGUUCAGAAUGCGGUGAAUGUUUUAAGCAUAAAUCAUCUCUUGUUUUCCAUCAGAGAGUUCACACAGGGGAGAAGCCAUUUUCAUGUUCAGAAUGUGGGAAAUGUUUUCACAAUAAUUCACAUCUUGUUAUACAUCAAAGAACUCACACAGGUGAGAAGCCAUUUUCAUGCUCAGAAUGUAGUAAAUGUUUUAAGUAUAAACAAGCUCUUGUUGUACAUCAGAGAAUUCACACAGGAGAGAGGCCAUAUCCAUGUUCAGAAUGCGGUGAAUGUUUUAAGUAUAAAUCAUCUCUUGUUUUCCAUCAGAGAACUCACACAGGGGAGAAGCCAUUUUCAUGUUCAGAAUGUGGGAAAUGUUUUAACAAUAGUUCACAUCUUGUUAGACAUCAAAGAACUCACACAGGUGAGAAGCCAUUUUCAUGCUCAGAAUGUAGUAAAUGUUUUAAGUAUAAACAAGCUCUUGUUGUACAUCAGAGAAUUCACACAGGAGAGAAGCCAUAACCAUGUUCAGAAUGUGGUGAAUAUUUUAAGCAUAAAUCAGCUCUUGUUUUCCAUCAAAGAGUUCACACCGGGGAGAAGCCAUUUUCAUGCUCAGAAUGUGGAAAAUGUUUUAGGCAGAAAUCAGCUCUUGUUACACAUAAAAAAAACUCACAGAGAGAAGCCAUCUCCAUGCUUAGCCCUUUAGUGACCUCACUUACGUGUUUUUAUGGUAGUCAGUGUCGCUAACUGGCUUUAUUCCGUCAGACACUCCUUUUUUUUUUUUUUACACAGCGAUAAAACAGGUGGCUGAGGGCUUGGAGUGAUGAUUGGGACCACUGUGAGAGCUCCCCAAACACGUAUUGAAUGAAUACCGGUCAUCAAAUGACAGAUCCAAUUAAAAGUGAAAGUUUAUACUGUGUGUGUAUAUAUAUAUAUAUAUAUAUAUAUAUAUAUAUAUAUCCCCUCUAAACAAAAAUGAGAGAGGAAAUAAAAAAAUAAAAACUAUAGCGGCUGAUAUAAAGAGAUAACUAUCUACCUAUUCCAGCCCCAGUCUGUUCUACCUUUUUAUAAGUAUUUGUAAAAUUAAAAACAUCAAAUAUGAGCUUGUCAAGAAACCGUCAGCUCUUACUGGGUUUCAUCAGUGAUGUGCAAGUUCUCCCAACAAGUGAUCCAGGCAAGGAUUGCCUCAUUACAUAGAAGCCAUUACUCAUCCUCCUAAAGGAAUACCUUCUUAAUCUGCACACCCUGACCAAAAUGUACCUGUAGAUAAACCCAACAAGUGGGGUCCCCGCCACCCCUGUAUUUGUAGAAGUCAUGUGGUUCACUCAUCUCAAAUGAAUUUACCAGUGGGGGAAUCCUUGGUUAUUUUCUUCUUUGUAUGUUCCCACCAGCUCUGGAUUGUUUAAGUUUUAUAAUUGAAGACUUGUUAUUAAAUAUUUGUAUUGGAUAUAUUGAAUUUUUAAUCAUUUUGUUUCCUAUGACUAUUUUCAUUCCUAUUAUUGUAUGGUGAUAUUGUCUGGGUUUUUAAUCGGAUGUUUUACACCUGACAAUACUUCUACAAGUAAUGACAAUACCUCAGAUGGAGAGGGGGGGUAGUGAUCCUUUACUGUUUCUAUGGAUGAUUUUGGAUGCUGCCCCUUAAAGGGGUAUUCCCAUCACCCACUUUAGCAUUAUCUUCAACUGCCUUCCUGCUUCUCCUACUGUGCUUGUUAUGUGGGGGGAGCUAUGUUAUCACAUGAUGAUAUGCAGAGCUCUGGAUGUGUGUUCCUGAUGCUGCCAUAUAGUAAUGUGUACAGGGACUAACCAGGGAGAAACUGAGUGAGGUGCUGAGUAUAUAUAGUAUAUAGACGGUAGUCAUAUCUUACACUUUCUGAGCUCUCAUUCUCCCCAGCUGCACGGCUUGCUCCCGUCCAGGUACAUAGCCCAGCAGCUGCACAUAUAUCACUAGUAUGUCAGCUGCACGGCUUGCUCCCGUCCAGGUACAUAGCCCAGCAGCUGCACAUAUAUCACUAGUAUGUCAGCUGCACAGCUUGCUCCCGUCCAGGUACAUAGCCCAGCAGCUGCACAUAUAUCACUAGUGUCAGCUGCACUGCUUGCU